Molecule: messenger RNA, 1786 nt
Organism: Triticum aestivum (bread wheat)
Lineage: Eukaryota; Viridiplantae; Streptophyta; Magnoliopsida; Poales; Poaceae
Product: mitochondrial outer membrane protein porin 1
Exons: 8
Coding region: 852-1598 (248 amino acids)
Biological process (GO): monoatomic anion transmembrane transport
Cellular component (GO): mitochondrial outer membrane
Molecular function (GO): voltage-gated monoatomic anion channel activity
Source: RefSeq, a predicted model, not a curated record
CCGAGAGCUCCCGCGCCGACGAGCUCAACGGGCUCGCGCUGCUCUUCAUUCUCGGGUAACGAGGGUUUCUUCGCUUGCUCUUGCUUUCGUCUCCUCCUGAUCCCCAGGUUCUUUACCUCGUUCUUGUCCCCGUAUCGAUCGUGCUACUCAGGGCGUCGGGCGGCGGCGCGGUGGGCCGAGUUCUUGGGGCCGCCUGGCGCGCCAGGCUGCCUGCCGUUGUGCCGGCCACAAGGGCCGGCGGAAGCGCCGCGAGAGCGCUGAGGACGCGCCCCGCCCCUUCUGCCACCCCGUCGGUUGCUGCGAGAGCAGCCAAGACGCCCCCGACACCUUCCGCCGCACCCCGGGCGGGUUCUGCUGCCCCAUCGGCUGGUGCGAGACCAGCGAAGACGGGCGCCGCCCCUGCCUCUGCACCCCCGGCGGGCUCUGCUGCCCCACCGGCUGUCCCUUCCUUGGAUUGCCAACACGUACAUUGAGAUCGUAAAAUUACUAUCUCAUGGUGGAUGGUCUGCAUAUCUUUUGGAUAAGUAUGCUGAAAAAGGGUGUUCAGACGUUUGCCCUUUCACAGGUAAUGGUGAGUUCUCCCCAGUGCCUGUCCAGAAGCCAGCAGUGGCUGUCCAGUUGCCUGCUGAGGUAGUGAGAAGCAUCGUUCAGAGGGAGAUAAGGAGGAUGCAGAGGGAGGUGCUGUCCAGGUGCCCGCCAAGGUAAAUGAGAAGCAUCAUUCAGAGGGAGACAAGGAGGAUUCAGAGGGAGGUGAGAAGCAGCCUGCAGAUGGAGACUAUGCUUGCUUUUUUCAUGAGAUCGGCAAAAAGGCGUAUGAUUUGCUGUACCAGGACUAUAACACAGGUCUGAAGAUGGUAUCUGACUGUAAGGUGCUUGACACCGCUGUUCUUUUGUCUGAUGGCUCUGAGCAAAUUGGAAAAGCAUCUUUGGGAUUUGAGUUGUCAUCUGAUACAAAGCUUAUCAAACUUACACUUGAUGAUGUGUUGAGGCCUGGUUUAAAGGGACUUCUGUCUAUUCCCGUCUCCUCCCAGAGCUCAUCGAAGGUGGACCUUCAGUAUCGUCAUCUUGGUGCUUGUAUAACUGGAAGUUCUGAGCUUCAGGGAUCGCCAAUUGUUUCGUUUUCUGCUGUGAUUGGCACGAAAAGCAUUGCUUUAGGUGCCGAUGUUUCGGUCAUCACAAAGUCCCUCGAUGCUUUGGGUGCGGUUGAUUCGCUUGAAACCAAGCUCCUGCGGUUUCCUAAGUACACCUGUGGUUUGGUUUUAUCGGAAGGAGAUGUGGGUGCUUCUUUCACAAUUGCUAGGGAAAAUGCCGACGUUCUCACAGCAACUUAUCAUCAUAAGUUAGACGAGACGACGUCCAUUGCUGCCAAGGUGCAGCGUGUUCUGUCUUCGAACGACAGCACUCUUACAGCGGGUUUCUCUCAUUCUCUGGAUCCGAACACAACGGUGAAGGCCAAGCUUAGCAGUGAUGGAGCGGUGGGUGUCCUGCUCCGAUACGGCCCCAAGCCCAAGUGCUACGUCGCCUUCUCCGCCGAGUCCAAUUCCCAAGCGCCUCAAAAGGAUACCAAAUUUGGUCUUUGUGUUGCUCUAGGGGCGUGAGUGCCUUCGUUAGUUUAGGUCAUUGAUUUUUGGUAGUAGCAUGUGAUACAGUAUGUGCUGGUCGAUGAGUCGAAGUCUCAUGGGCUGCUAUUAUACGGGUGCAACUCUCAUGCUCUGCUUUCUGGUCUCUUAUGAUGUUGAAUUGCCUGUAAUGUUCAUCGGCUGAAUACUGCAAUUCAUCUUGGUCA